CUUCAGCCAGCAGUUUAAAUUUCACGGUUUUCUAACAACUGUUUGGAAGUAAAAAUGAAGCUUUCUCUGUGCCUAGUAGUGUUGGCUACAAUUUUCAUUCAUGCUAAGGCCGGUCCAGCUUUAGGUUUUGAUGUUCAUGGAAGCGCAGGACUAUCUUCAGGAGCUGGUGUUACUGUUAAUUCUAACAUAUUACAACCUCGUUGGGAAGUUAAUGGCCAACUAGGACUAGAUCACGUAAGAAGUAGCUUAGAAAGCUUAUCAGUUGAUGGAUCAGGUAGAGGAAGUGGUAACUUAGCUCUUAGCAAAACAGAAAGCUUAUCAGCUGAUGGAUCAGGUAGCGGAAGUGGUUACUUGGGAUUUAAGAAAGAAGAAAGCUUAUCAGUUGAUACGCAAUCAGAAAGCGGAUUAGGUGUUGGAUCAGGAAACAGGGUGGGUAGCAUGUCACAUAGCGGAUUAGAAGGCAGAUCAGAAGGCGUAGUAGUCGAUGCAUUAGGUGGUGAUCUGUAUCAAUCAGAAUCAAUAAGAUUUGAUGAGACAGCUAACUCAGCAUCUAGGGAAUCUGUUGAUGGAUUAGGAACUGGAUCGCAAAGUGCAUUAUUUCAUGAAUCAGUGAAUAAAGAAGAUGUUUCAUUGGACGGAUUUGGUAUAUCAGCUAACUCAGAAAAAAGCGAAUCGGAUAAAGGAAAAGGUGAUAUUUUAGUGCUACUUAGCGGAUCAAGAAAUGGAGCAGUUGAUGGAUCUUGUAGCGGAAAUGCUGAUGUGAUAGUGGAAAUUAUUCUGUUAGGUAGCUCAGAACUUAGCGGAUCAGCUUUUGAGAAAGCAGAAGUUCAAGAAGAGGAUCACGAAGAGAUUCAAGAAAAAGCUUUUGUACAAGAAGACGUCCAAGAAGAAGAUUUUGUACAAGGAGAGGUUCGAGAAGAAGGUCAAAUUGUUGUUUAAUUCGUAGUCACUGGGAGAAAUUGAGUGUUAAGGUGCUUUAGAUAAAGGUGAGGAGAAGCCCUCGUCAUUGUCCGGAUAUAUAGUAGUUUGUAGUAUCAGCUAAAUAGAAUGUAAAAAUAUGAUAAACUGUAUUUAAUUUCGCAUGUCCGAAAUGAAUAUAUAAAAUUGUCAAAAAGUACAUAAAAAGUAA
Belonocnema kinseyi is the source of this 1129-nucleotide messenger RNA. RefSeq names its product cell wall protein IFF6-like. The record is from RefSeq and is a predicted model, not a curated record. The coding region runs from base 55 to 939 and encodes 294 amino acids. The transcript is spliced from 9 exons. Lineage: Eukaryota; Metazoa; Arthropoda; Insecta; Hymenoptera; Cynipidae.